Molecule: messenger RNA, 606 nt
Organism: Arachis ipaensis
Lineage: Eukaryota; Viridiplantae; Streptophyta; Magnoliopsida; Fabales; Fabaceae
Source: RefSeq, a predicted model, not a curated record
AUGGAUGAAAAUGGCAAAGAUGUGGAUGAAACUAGGUUUAGAAGAACGAUCGAUUCACUCAUAUACCUCACUUCCUCUAGAUUCGACAUAGUUCAAAGUGUUGGAGUUUGUUCUAAAUUCCAAUCACACCCUAAAGAAUCCCAUCUUUCAACCGUUAAAAGGAUCAUUAGAUACAUUUAUGGCACUUCUGAUUUUGGCUUAUGGUAUCCUAAAUUUGAUGAGUUUGAUAUAGUAGGUUACUGUGAUGCAGAUUUUGCUGGUGAUCGAAUAGACCGAAGGAGCACAAUCGGAAUCUGCUAUUUUCUUAGACAGUCACUAAAUGUGUGGUCUAGCAAGAAACAAGCCACUGUAACUUUGUCUGUAGCCGAGGCUAAAUAUAUUGCUCUUCCAUUAUUCUCAAAAACUGCAUUCAUAAGUGUUCAUUAUAAUGAGAAAGAAGGUGGCUACCCACAGAGGUUCUCUCUUCUCAAGACUAUGGCUCGAACAAAAACCACUUCUCGCCGACCAUCAACAAUGCCUCUAGAUGCUGGCACUUCUAAGGCAAAUGUGGGCAAGGGUAAGAAGCCUAUGACUAAGGAAGAACCACCUAUGUCUCCUCCUCCUUGA